AUGGCUCCGAAUAGUGAAAUAGACCGUCACAUUUGCACAUCAACAAAUUCAAUAGAAUCAACAAUUAAUAUAACUGAUCGUUUAUAUUUAUUUAUUAAUGAACAAUGGUAUGAUCUUACUCAUUGGCAAUAUAUACAUCCAGGUGGUUCAGAAAUUCUUCAAAAUUUAAAUAGACAAGAUGCUACAGAUAUAUUCUAUUCUCUUCAUAGUAAAGAAGCUAUUAAAAAACUUUCUUAUUUAAAACCAUGUUCAUCUCUUCAUAUUCAAUUUAUGUUACCAAUUAUUGAAUCAACUAAUCUUACAUUAUCAUUUCGAAAAUUACGUGAAAAUUUAAUUCAUAAUGGAUAUUUUAAUCGAUCAAUAUUUUGGGAAUUAUUCUAUUAUUUAUCUGUUUAUAUUUUAUGUUUAUUUGGUACAUUUUGUCAUUUUUAUUGGAAUUAUCAUUUUCUAGCUAUUAUUAUUAUUGGAUUUGGUAUGCAACAAGCUGGAUGGAUUGAACAUGAUUAUAUACAUGGACGAAAUAUAUGGAUGCGAUGGUUUGGUCGAAUAUUAAGUGGUUCUAUUAAUGGUUUUAGUUUAACUUGGUGGUCACAUAAACAUAAUACACAUCAUAUUUAUAUGAAUAAUAUUGGUAUUGAUACUGAUCCAAUAUUUCAUUUAUUUUUUCCUUCAAAAAAAGAUAAAAAUAUAUGGUUUCGAUCUUAUCGACAUUGGUAUUUUAUACCUGUAUAUUCAUUAUUAUAUUUAAGUUGGCGAUGGCAAUCAUUUCAAUAUUCAUUUAAUACAUUGAAAUAUUUUGAACUUAUUUUAAUGUUAUUAAAUUAUAUCUGGCUUUAUAUACUUGGUUGGCAAGUAGCAUUUGGUUCAAUUCUUAUUGGUAGUUUACUUGUUUCUUGUAUUAUCACAACAAUACAUCAAAGUAAAAAAAUAUUAAUUGAUUCACAUUAUUCAUUUGUUGAAAAACAAUUUUUAACAACACGUAAUGUUUAUUGUAAUAAUUUUUUUAUGGAAUGGUUAUGGGGUGGAAUGCAAUAUCAACUUGAACAUCAUCUAUUUCCAAUAAUGCCAAAAUAUAAUUAUGCAAAAAUAAGACCUAUUCUUCAAAAAUGGACAAAAGAAAAUGGUAUUCAUUAUCGAUGUGAAAAUGUUUGGUCAAUUUGGUAUCGAAAUUAUCUUAGAUUAAAAUAUUUUACAAAUCAAAUAAAAAAUACUUAA
Molecule: messenger RNA, 1215 nt
Organism: Rotaria sordida
Lineage: Eukaryota; Metazoa; Rotifera; Eurotatoria; Philodinida; Philodinidae
Source: the annotation of a GenBank genome assembly